AUUUAAUUGAUGGAGGUGGGAAUUUCCUCAAACAGGUUUGGGCUGUGUGAUCUUGCAGCAAAAACUCUUCUUCACUGCAGGAGAUCUCGAUUUCUUUUACUUGUUCGUCUUCGCAAUCCUCUAUUGUCUUUGAUCUGGGAGGAAUUUAGGUCAGCUGUUGGGAUUACGGUUCUUGAAUCUGGGUAUCUGAGGGUCAUUUUGGCGUUUCGCCGGGAAUUCAGGCUUCAUAUUUUUGCUAUGGAUUCUGCUUUGGAUUACUGGUCUCUGCUGGAAAAUAUAUCACAGCUAAUGGAGGGAUGUAACCUGCUGUGUUCGAAGAAUAAUGGAAUGCACUGAAUAAGUUCUGUGCUGAAAAAGCUCUUGGGAGUGGAGAAGGAUGGCGAGGGGUAGAAUUAGGGAGAAUCUCAGGUGGAGCAAGCUCUAUUCUUUCUCUUGUGUCCGUCCAUCUGUGCAAUUAGACUCAGGUAAUCCCCCCUCUCUCCAAGGACCGGGCUACUCUCGAGUUGUGCACUGCAACCAACCUCGGAUUCACAGGAAAAAGCCUUUCAGAUAUCCCACCAACUACAUCUCCACUACAAAGUAUAAUAUCAUUACUUUCCUUCCAAAAGCAAUCUUCGAGCAGUUUAGACGGGUAGCGAACCUCUACUUUCUUCUUGCUGCAGCACUCUCUCUUACUCCAGUUGCCCCAUUUUCUGCAAUAAGCAUGAUUGCCCCACUAUCGUUUGUUGUUGGGCUCAGUAUGGUAAAAGAGGCGUUGGAAGAUUGGAGAAGGUUUAUACAAGAUAUGAAGGUAAAUCUCAGGAAGGUCAGCGUCUACAAAGGGGGAGGGAAAUUUGAUUACAAGCACUGGCAAAAUAUUAGGGUUGGGGACAUUGUCAAGGUAGAGAAGGAUCGGUUCUUUCCUGCUGAUUUGCUUCUUUUGUCAUCUAGCUAUGAAGACGGGAUAUGCUAUGUUGAAACAAUGAAUUUGGAUGGAGAGACAAACUUGAAGGUGAAGCGAUCUUUGCAGGUAACUCUGUCCUUGGAUGAUGACGAGACAUUCAAGGAUUUCACUGGUACCAUUAGAUGCGAAGAUCCCAAUCCAAAUCUAUAUACAUUUGUUGGCAACUUUGAAUAUGGAAAUCAGGUUUAUUCCCUUGAUCCAACUCAGAUUCUUCUUCGAGAUUCAAAGCUUAGGAACACUGCAUAUAUCUAUGGCGUGGUUAUUUUUACUGGGCACGAUAACAAAGUCAUGCAGAAUGCAACACAUUCUCCAUCAAAAAGAAGCAGAAUUGAAAAGAAAAUGGAUCGGAUCAUCUAUGUACUUUUUAGCCUUCUUUUGGUGAUUUCUCUAAUUAGUUCAAUUGGAUUUGCAGUCAUGACAAAGCUUGGAAUGCCAAAAUGGUGGUAUUUGCAGCCUAAUAAUACAACGAACUUGUAUGAUCCAUCAAAGCCUGCUACCGCUGGAAUCUUUCAUCUCAUUACGGCGCUUAUUUUAUAUGGGUAUCUCAUACCUAUUUCAUUGUAUGUUUCUAUUGAACUUGUUAAGGUCUUGCAAGCAAUGUUUAUCAACCAAGAUAUACAAAUGUUUGAUGAAGAGUCUGGAAACACAGCGCAAGCUCGGACCUCAAAUUUAAAUGAGGAGCUUGGUCAGGUUGAUACUAUCUUGUCAGAUAAAACGGGCACUCUAACUUGCAAUCAAAUGGACUUUUUGAAGUGCUCUAUAGGAGGAGUGCCUUAUGGUGUGGGAUCUAGUGAAGUGGAAAUUGCUGCUGCAAAAAAAAUGGCUUCCGAAGCUUCAAAUGCUCCAGAACAACAAAAUAUCAAUCAGGAUCUAUGGGAGGACCAAGGGAAUGACUUUGGAUCAUCAGAAAUUCAACCGGAUAAUGGCAUUUCUUUGAAAAUGUGGAACAAGAAAUCGCGGAUUAAAGGUUUCAAUUUUGAGGAUGAUCGCCUUAUGAAUGGAAAUUGGACCGGCGAACCUAAUAGAGACACCAUUGUUUUGUUUUUCAGGAUACUUGCAGUUUGUCACACCGCAAUUCCUGAACUAAAUGAGGAAACUGGUGGAUUUAACUAUGAAGCUGAGUCACCGGAUGAAGGUUCAUUUCUGGUUGCAGCCAGGGAAUUAGGAUUUGAGUUUUGUAAGAGGACCCAAUCAAGUGUUUUUAUCCGCGAAAAAUAUACUUCUGAAUGUCCCACAGAAAGGGAGUUCAAGAUCCUUAAUCUUUUGGAAUUCAAUAGCAAAAGGAAGAGGAUGUCGGUUGUUGUGCAGGAUGAAUCAGGGCAGAUAAAUCUCUUCUGUAAAGGUGCUGACAGUUUAAUUCUUGAAAGAUUGUCAAAAGACGGAAGACUCUAUGAGAAUGAUACACUAAAACAUCUAAAUGAAUAUGGGGAAGUAGGGCUGAGAACCCUUGCUUUAGCAUACAAGACGAUAGGGAUAUCUGAAUACACAUCUUGGAAUGAUGAAUUCAUUAAAGCAAAAACGACCGUUGGACCUGACAGAGAGACACUACUGGAAGAAGUUGCUGAUAUGAUUGAACGUGAUUUAAUCUUAGUUGGUGCUACAGCUGUGGAGGAUAAAUUGCAGAAAGGAGUACCUCAGUGCAUAGAUAAAUUAGCCCAAGCCGGUUUGAAGAUUUGGGUUUUAACAGGUGAUAAGAUGGAGACUGCUAUUAAUAUAGGAUUUGCUUGCAGUCUUCUGAGGCAAGGCAUGAAACAGAUAUGUAUAUCCACAAUGGACACCAACUUGAUAGGGAAAGAUGCAAAAAUGGCCAUAACGGAGAACAUGUUGAUGCAAAUCACUAAUGCCUCCCUACUUGUGAAUCUAGAGAAGGACCCUCAUGCAGCAUUUGCUUUAAUCAUUGAUGGGAAAGCUUUAACCUAUGCCUUGGAGGAUGGUAUCAAGAAGAAGUUCCUCGAUCUUGCUGUAGAGUGCUCUUCUGUUAUUUGCUGUCGGGUAUCCCCAAAACAGAAAGCACUGGUGACCAGGUUAGUGAAAGAAGGAACAGGAAAAACAACUCUAGCCAUAGGUGAUGGUGCAAAUGAUGUUGGAAUGAUUCAAGAGGCUGAUAUUGGUGUUGGUAUCAGCGGGGUUGAAGGAAUGCAGGCAGUGAUGGCCAGUGACUUCUCCAUUGCCCAAUUUCGAUUUCUUGAGCGACUUCUUGUUGUCCAUGGCCACUGGUGCUACAAAAGAAUAGCACAGAUGAUUUGUUAUUUCUUCUACAAGAACAUAGUAUUUGGUCUCACCAUAUUGUACUUCGAGGCAUUUACGGGCUUCUCUGGGCAAUCUGUCUAUGACGAUUGGUACAUGCUUCUAUUCAAUGUAAUUCUGACAUCAUUGCCUGUGAUAUCACUCGGAGUAUUCGAGCAAGAUGUAUCUUCAGAAGUAUGCUUGCAGUUCCCCGCACUAUACCAGCAAGGUCCUAAGAACCUAUUUUUUGACUGGUACAGAAUCUUCUGUUGGAUGGGAAACGGUCUCUACUCAUCCCUUGCCAUUUUCUUCCUAACCAUUAUCGUACUAGACGAUCAAGCCUUUCGAGCAGGAGGUCAGACCGCCGACAUGGCCGUUGUUGGUACUACCAUGUUCACCAGCAUCAUCUGGGCAGUUAACAUUCAGAUUGCUCUAACAAUGAGCCACUUCACAUGGAUCCAACACCUCUUUGUAUGGGGCAGCAUUGCCACCUGGUACAUCUUCCUUCUCGGUUAUGGCUUAUCUUCGCCGCUCUUCUCUCAAGACGAGUACUGUAUCCUCAUGGAGGCCCUCGCGCCGGCGCCAAUGUACUGGAUCAUUAGUCUCCUCAUUGCCGCGGCUUGUAACAUUCCCUACCUUGCCCACAUAUCAUACCAGAGAACUUUCCAUCCCAUGGAUCAUCAAGUGAUUCAGGAAAUUAAGUAUUACAGGAAGGAUGUGGAGGAUCAGUCUAUGUGGAAUAGAGAAAGGUCCAAAGCAAGGCAAGAAACUAAGAUAGGAUUCACAGCAAGGGUGGAUGCCACCAUUAGGCAGCUAAAGGGUAAGCUGCAGAAGAAAAUGUCUAACAUAACUGUGCAAACUGCUCAUAACAUGCCAACUUAAUUCACCCAGCCCCCUUUUUUUUUUUUGGUUUCCUCACAUAUUUUUAUACUAUACCUUUAGUCCCCUUUGUAUCCAUCAUCUUAGCCAUUUUGUUAUAAGUUUGGCCAUAAGCACAUCAUUUUGUCUUGUGUUCUAUAGGGCAAGUUUUGAAUACCCCAUUAUAGAUUGCUGACAGUUUUCCUGUACAAUAUUUGUAACCUGGUUGGAUUUGAGUUUGCUGACAGUUUUCCUGUACAAUAUUUGUAACCUGGUUGGAUUUGAGUUUUCUUAUUUUGUAUAAAAGAAUUGUCUCCUGAA
Molecule: messenger RNA, 4348 nt
Organism: Dendrobium catenatum
Lineage: Eukaryota; Viridiplantae; Streptophyta; Magnoliopsida; Asparagales; Orchidaceae
Product: probable phospholipid-transporting ATPase 4
Exons: 11
Coding region: 377-4051 (1224 amino acids)
Biological process (GO): phospholipid translocation
Cellular component (GO): plasma membrane
Molecular function (GO): ATP hydrolysis activity; magnesium ion binding; ATPase-coupled intramembrane lipid carrier activity
Source: RefSeq, a predicted model, not a curated record